AUGAGGCCCUAUCUUGAGGUGGCCGACGAAGAGGUUGCCAAAAACUUUCGAGAAGCUGGAGCAUUGGACCCGAACGUUGUAUUUGCUAAGGGGUUUUUCAAUGAGACGAUGCCUCCCUUAGCCUCUCGGAUCAAGAGACUUGCUGUCAUGCGUCUGGAUGGAGAUAUGUACGAGUCUACCGUGGACGUGCUCUAUCAUCUCUACGACAAGCUCAGUGUGGGAGGCUAUGUGAUUCUUGAUGACUGGACUGGCUUUCCAGCCAAGAAAGCUUGCGAGGACUUCUUCCGUGUGCACAACAUAAAGCCAGAAAUCAACGACAUUGAUAAAUUGGCAGUGUAUUGGAAAAAGACAGAGGACGUUGAAAUACAAUACUGGCGGUACGAGCAAAUGAAUUUCAAGUAA
Nannochloropsis gaditana CCMP526 is the source of this 402-nucleotide messenger RNA. RefSeq names its product bacteriocin o-metyltransferase. The transcript has a single exon. The record is from RefSeq and is a predicted model, not a curated record. The coding region runs from base 1 to 402 and encodes 133 amino acids.